Molecule: messenger RNA, 2088 nt
Organism: Penicillium lagena
Lineage: Eukaryota; Fungi; Ascomycota; Eurotiomycetes; Eurotiales; Aspergillaceae
Product: zinc knuckle domain protein
Exons: 2
Coding region: 1-2088 (695 amino acids)
Molecular function (GO): nucleic acid binding; zinc ion binding
Source: RefSeq, a predicted model, not a curated record
AUGGUUCCGCGCCCAGGAGUGGAUUUCAUCCACCCCGACCGCGCAAAAAACCUAUCAGGGGCAGCGCCAAGACCAGCAGUACGGCACCCCAAACACAGCAGCAACGGUAACAAAAAUAUCAGCAUGGACCAGAUCAUCGAGGGCGCCAAUAAAGUUCUCCGAUACAUUGAAAACAAUGGCCAGGAGGACCCGAUCAUCACCGGAUACAUCCGCACGGUCAAGGAGUAUGCGAUCAAUUCUCGACAGCGUCCUGAGGACGCCAACGCCCAAGAGGGCAUGACGAGGGUAAUUGCAGCCCUUGAGAAAAUCGCGGCGGACACUGAACGCCUGAAUACCCGCAUCGACGGCAUCGAAAAAUCAACGAACUCGUCAACAUCUGCUUCGACCCUGUCGUCCGCAGACCGCUGGCGCUCCUUUCGGGCCGGUGCCUGGCAACGGGACGCUGCUAUCAACGCUGCGCCCCCCACGCACCGCAGUAAUGGCACAGCAUCUCCGGGGGUGCCAGAAAUUGAACUUAGAGAGGACCAUACAAUUGUGGUGAAAGUGGACCAUUCGUGCCGGGAAAAGAUACGUCAAACGGACUCGGCCACGAUGGUCCAGAAGACGGAGCUCUUGCGUGAAAAGCAGGCACGCAAGAACACCUCCGCUGCUCUUGCUGGAGGCGCAUACUUCGUAGCAGCCCGGGUGCUGCCGUCUGGGGAUGUGGCGAUGCUGGUCAAUUCAGCGUCUGGCGCUGAACUCCUCCGCCGACAUACCGAUUGGGUGAGCUUCUUCGGAAGAGAGGCCAAAGUCCAGAAGCCGUCGUGGGGCGUUGUCGUACAUGGUCUUCCACGCCAAAACUCGAUAUCGUGGGGCGGUAAAGCUGAGAUUCUUCACCUUGACUGGCUCACCCGCCCGAGGGAUAGCCAGCGCGAGGCCUCAGUGGUGAUUGAAUUCGACAGCCCGGUUGUAGCCAAUCAGGCUAUUGAUGCAGGACUAGUCUGGAACCACGAGAUCCAUACUGUCGUCUACUUCUGCCGUAACGGCAGGGUGAAGCUGUGUCGUAAAUGCCAGAAAACAGGGCAUAUACAAUCACACUGUCCCUCUAAGGAAUUUGCUUGCGGCCACUGCGCGAGAUCGCACCCGACCUGGGAGUGCGACUCGCUAAGUGGUGCACCAGUCACGACCAAGUGUGCUAAUUGUGGUGGCGGCCACCGGCCAACUAACCCAGCGUGUCCUAUCAAACAGGAAGCGAGGAAAAUCGCGGAUCAGGUACGGGCUCAGUGCCCUCCAUAUCAUCGGGUCCCGCUACACUUCCGCUCCCAUGUUUCAACAACACACACACAGGAACCAGCGCAUGAAACAGCACGGGGACCAGUGCCCAGACGAAACCCACCAACAGCCACAACGGACACGCUCGAUGCGUCAAUACACGCUCCUACCCCAGUGGCCCAUAUAUCGACGGCCCCUUCAGCCCCUAUCCGCAGGGGCCCAGGCCGUCCAAAGGGUUCAAAGAACAAGACCAAAGAGUCGACAGCCGGCGAGGAUGACGACCUCCCCACCCCACCAGAAGUCACUGAAGCGGCCUUAUCUGUAUCGAGACGUUCAAGGACCUCCCGCUCACAGCAAGAGACAGUCCGACUAAUGACUGACCCUGAGCGAAUACUCCAUGCCAACAAUAAAAGACGCCGGAUGGUCGAACCAGAUAAUGUUAUGGACGAGGAUCCAGACACAGACAUAUGGACCACCCAACCACAACAACAGGAACAAGAACAACCGCUCUCUCAGCUACAGAGCCAAAAGAGCACCAAUCCCGCCGCACUACGGGAGAAAGUCGUCAAGUUCCGCAUCAAACCCCCAAUGCCCCCAGCACCGACGCCCACAGAAAACACACAAAUCCCAAGCCACGGACUAGACCUCGGCAUCGAAAUCCCCUCCUUCCUGGCAUUCGGCAGCUCUCCCCCACAGGCAGCCCCAGAAGUAACAGCAACAGUGACCAACUCUCUAGAGAUCAUCGACGACGAACAAUUCUUUGAAGUAUCGGACGGCAGCGACCGCUCCGACUAUGACGAACAAGAUAACAUCGAUAAUGACCUUUACAAUGAAUAA